AUGCAGUUCCCUCUGAAGCAGCUGAGAAUCCUCUGCCCCCACAAGGCCUUGGGAUUCUCCUCACCGUUUUUUCCCCCUCUUCUCACAGCUCUGACAUUGACAAAUAUCGACUGGCAGCUUGAAGCAAAUCCGAGUGCACACCAUACUGAUAAAUACUCCAGCACAGAGCUGAUUGUGAGGAGAGGACAGGCCUUCACUGUCAUCCUGACCUUCAACAGAGCACUGCAGACUGGAGAGAGCUUAACAUUCACUGCAGAAACAGGGCCAAAACCAUCACUGCAAGCUAAGACCCAGGCUGUAUUUGACAUCUCCAGCACAGCAAGCAAUAGUACCUGGAGCGCAGUCCAACAAUCCACCGACUCCAGCUCUGUCAGCAUCUCUAUUUCCAGCCCAGCUAAUGCUGCCAUCGGACGCUACAAACUGAGUGUGCAGCCUGCCUCAGGUGGUAGUGCCUCCCGUAGGACCCUUGGAACAUUCGUUCUGCUCUUUAACCCUUGGUCUUCAGGGGAUGAUGUGUUUAUGCCUGACAGCACUGAGCAGAAGGAGUACGUGCUGGAAGAGUUUGGAAUUGUCUUUGCGGGCAACGUAAACCGUAUUAACAAGAUGGGCUGGAAUUAUGGCCAGUUUCAAGGAGACAUUCUGAAUAUCUGCCUUUCCAUACUGGAUAGAAGCCUAAGCUACCGUAAAGACCCUGCCACUGAUGUGUCUCGCAGAAAUGAUCCCAAAUACGUGGGCCGUGUGCUCAGUGCCAUGGUCAACAGUAAUGAUGAUAACGGGGUGCUGCAGGGAAACUGGAGUGGAAAUUACUCUGGUGGAACAAGUCCAAGCAGUUGGAAUGGAAGCGUUGAAAUCCUGCAAAAGUGGAAGGAUGCAGGAUUUAAACCUGUUAAAUAUGGACAAUGCUGGGUUUUUGCAUCAGUGCUGACCACAGUGCUCAGGUGUCUGGGGAUUCCUACUCGUAUGAUUUCAAAUUUCAACUCCGCCCAUGACGCAGAUAGAAACCUGAGUGUGGAUGUAUAUUAUGAUGAAUCUGGAAAUCCUCUGAGCAUGGGGAAUGACAGCGUCUGGAAUUUCCAUGUCUGGAAUGAAAGCUGGUUUACCCGAAGUGACCUGGGGCCCUCCUACAAUGGAUGGCAAAUUCUGGAUGCAACUCCCCAGGAGAAAAGUGCAGGAAUAUAUCAGUGUGGUCCUGCUUCACUUAUAGCCAUCAAAGAGGGUGAUGUAGACCUGGACUAUGACUCUCCAUUCGUAUUUGCUGAGGUGAAUGCAGACCGUAUCACCUGGACUUACAACAUUAGGACUAGAGAGGCAAAGCCAAUCUCUUCUGAGACCAAGUCAAUUGGCCAGUUCACCAGUACCAAGGCAGUAGGCAGUUAUGCCCGUGUAGAUGUCACUAAUAAUUACAAAUAUGGAGAAGGCUCUCAGAAGGAAAGAGAAGUGUAUGAAAAGGCUCGUACAAAGCUGGGUCGAGUACAUGGUUUCAGUGCCACAUCAGAGAAGCGACCAAAAAUUGAUCAAAAGCCUGAAAUUUCAGGGAAGUUCAAGGUGGAUGGCUCCUUAGAGAUCGGCAAAGAUGUCAGCCUAAUCUUGGUUCUCAGAAAUUUGACCUCUGAUGCUAAGACUGUAAAGGCAAAUAUGACUGCUUGGACCAUUGUGUACACUGGGAAGCCAAUUAAUGAGGUCUGGAAAGACUCCCUUUCAUCUACUCUUGCUUCUGAAGAAGAGAAACAGUUUCCCAUUAAGAUAACGUAUGCUGAGUACCAGCAAAAUUUAACAACAGACAACAUGAUUCGAGUAACAGCUUUGUGUCAAAUUGAAAGUGGGAUUGAUGUGGUGGUAGAAAGAAACAUCACUCUGGAUAACCCUGACCUUGUCAUGCAGGUGCUCAGUGAUGCAAAAGUGAAUGAACCGGUGAAUGUGGAAGUGAUAUUUACCAAUCCUCUCGACCAAGAGGUGAAAGACUGCGUGCUGCAGGCAGAAGGCAGUGACCUGCUGAAAGGAAAGCUCAAGAUAGAAAUGCCCUCACUACAGCCCGGACAGAGUUCCAAAGUACCGUUUGAAAUCAUUCCCACCAAGAGUGGAACCAAGCAACUGCUUGUUAAUUUCUCCUGUGACAAGUUUCCAGAUGUCAAAGCCUUUGAGACCAUAAAUGUGGCCAACUGAUUAUAAGAUGUGCAGUUGUCAGUCUGUCUGUAUAACUUUGAGUGAAAUAGUGCAAGAAAGCUCCUGUCUUCUGUGAACAAUUAGUAAAUCAGUCUAUUUCUGCUACAGAAACAAAAUCCACACCCUGUCUGACAGGAAUUAUCCUGUUACAUAGUUUUAUCAAAUUCAUGGCUGUGAAAAAACAUGUCAUGGACCAUGAAAUCUGGUCUUUUGUAUAUUUUUACCCCAUACUAUACAAAUUUCACAGGGGAGACCAACAUUUCUCAAACUGGGGGUCCCAACUCCAAAGAGGGUUGUGGGGGUAGUCACUGUCUGUUACAGCUCCAUUUUGUUUCUUAAAGCUGUCCCCUUACUCCAUUUUGUUCUUGUUCUCCUCUGUGGCCACCCC
Messenger RNA from Mauremys mutica (yellowpond turtle), 2551 nucleotides. RefSeq names its product protein-glutamine gamma-glutamyltransferase E-like. Gene Ontology annotation, biological process: peptide cross-linking. Gene Ontology annotation, molecular function: protein-glutamine gamma-glutamyltransferase activity. Bases 1 to 2163 code for a protein of 720 amino acids. The record is from RefSeq and is a predicted model, not a curated record. NCBI's taxonomy places the organism in Eukaryota, Metazoa, Chordata, Testudines, Geoemydidae. The transcript has 13 exons.